CGGCGCGGUGUAGACGGCAGUAGGCGGCAGGCGGCGCACGCGCCGACCGCGCGCACCACCUCCCGUAUUCAAAUGUACCGGCUCAUUUACUACCGCGCUAUAUUUAACCGCUGCGUCCAGAUUAAUAUCUGCAUGUUCCGCCAAAAAAAAGUGAAACCAUUCGACAAGAAACCAGUGAUGUGAAAAUUGAUCUAUAAGUAUCUUUACAGUGACAGUUCUAAAUGUGUGGAACCGUAAACACGGCCGAUCUAUAAAUUAUUGCAACACGGGAAGUAAAUAUAUUCUGUUUGCUGUUAACAUCGGUCCUCCACAAUGAAUCCACCGUCAGCUUUGCAUGGCGCGAUGAGCCGGGAACGUAAACCAUUCACUUACACACCAGGUGGAUUAGACCUUUCUGAAAUCAAAUCAGAGCGCAUGGCUAAAAGGUUAAUGAGGAAUGCUAUGAAUCAAGGAGUACCCGAAGUACCAAUACAGCAAAUACAAUCGCCGCCAACGCCAUCUACUCCGGUUGUUGUUCCGAACUAUAAUUGCUUACCGGUUCAAGUUUUUCCUACAAUCAAUUUACCAGCUAAUCCGAAGUCUCUAUUAAGAACAAGAAGUAAUCCUGAUCAGCCUAGGAAUCCACCAAUACAGAAAAUACCGCCUCCAGCGCAGUUUAGAAAUGAUACGAUUUCCGAUAAAAUAGAAAAUAGUGUGCCUUUUUAUCCGCAUACUAAUAAUUCUAUUCAAAAUAGACCUGCUUCUAUGUAUGAAUAUAAUACAGUAUCAAACAACAACAAUACAUCACGAAGGCUAAGUUACGGCACAGACCAAUACACGUCGCCUUUGCUGCCCGAGAUCAGUUAUGAAGCUGAAUACUUUCAAGUUUCGCCAAAAACAAAUUGUAGUAUUAAUAAUAAUACACCACUAACUUCUUGUCCAGAGAGCAUAGAAGAUACUAAAUUGAUAUCAGACGAAAAUUUAGAAAACAUUACUACGAAUUUCGUUAUUCAACCUAUAUCAGACACGAGUCCAUUACCUACACCAAUAGUAUCAAAGCCUGUUGAAGACGAAGCAGCAUCUGUUGAUAAACAGAGAGAAGUCAAAGUUGUUAAGAAACAAGUAAAGAAAGAACAAAAAGUUGAAAGUAGUGAACAGAAUGGUGAAGCAAAUACAGAGGCUGAUUUGUCAGUAAAAUUGCCAACGAAGAAGUCAGCAGCCAAGACUGAAACAAAAGUAGAAGUAAAUAAAACAGUUUUACCUGAUGGUACUGUGGAAGAAGUUAAAGUAACUACAACAAAAACAACAAUUGAUGGAAAAACAGAAAUUAAAACGAAAACAGAAAAAAGGAUUAUACCAAAAGAAGAAACCGAAGAAGAAAUAGAAGAAGAAGAAGAGGAACAAGAAGAAGAAAAUGAUGUUGAAGUUGAAGAAGUGGAAGAAAAAAAUAUUGAAGAGCCUAAAAAAGUUGUCAAAACCAUUGUAAAAGAAUCUCCAGUUGUAGCAAACGGACAAAAAGAAACAAUUGUGAAAAAAGAAGAAAGUUCAACAACUACAACAAAAAAAGUUGUGGUUGUACAAAAAGAAGAGUCGGAGGAAGAAGAAGAAGAGGAGGAGGAAGAGAUUGAAGAACCUGAACCAGUUGUCGUAAAGAAACCACCGACACCUAAACCAGAAAUCGAAGAAGAAGAGGAAGAAGAAGAAGAAGAAGUUAUUGAACACACAAAAGAAGAAAGGAAAUCUGAAUCUAAGGUUGAAGACAAGAAAGUGAAAGCGGAAGAGACUGUUGUUGUUAAAACAGAUAACAAGGAAAAAGUUUCGCAAAAACAAGAAGAAGAGGAAGAAGAAGCUGAAGAAGAAUAUGAAGAAACAAAGAAAAAAGGAGAACAAAUUGUAAGAAAAGAAGUUGUAGAAGAAAAAACAGCCGUUAAAGAAAGUAAAGAAGAGCCGCAGGAAGAUGAAGAGUCAGAGUAUACUGAGGAAGAAUAUGAAUCAGAAAACGAAGAAGUUAUUAAAGAUAGUAAUGUAAAGGAAACAAUACCUACUUCUAAAGAAAAUGAAAAAAUAGAACCUAAAGAAGAAAAGCCCGCGGCAACGGAAGACAAGUCAGAACAACCAAAAUCUCAGCCAGAACAAUCAUCACCGCAACAACCGCAGGCGGCACAGCCAGCAUCUAAACCGGAUCAACCCAUUUCUCAACCAGAACAAAAGGUUCCAUUAAGAGAGCCUUCUAUUCCUCUUGACAAAGUUGAAGAAGUUGAAAUUAAGCCCAUUGGCGCAUCUAGUGAAGUAAUUUCAAAAUCACACUCAGAAAAUACUGAAAUCAUUAAAAGUACUAAUCAACAACCAACAGGACCUUUAAGUACACAGACAGAGUAUAAUAGAAUUGAAAAUAUUGUUACAGUGAAUCGUACUACAAAGACAUUGGAUCAUAGCUAUGAACAGUUGACACAGCAAGGUGUACCUACAGUUAAAACUUAUUUUCCACCUAACAGAGAAAGAAUUGAUGCAAUUCCUCAACCUGCGAGACCGUAUCAACCCAUAUAUACUCCUGAUUCAACGGCAGAAAGACGUCAUAGUUUGCUUUUGGAUAGGUUAAGUGUAGAACGUCAAGUUCCUUCAUCGGAUAUUUACCAAAAUACUUACCAAUAUUCUAACCAAACCUAUGACCAACAAAGACAAUGGUCUCAAGAGCCUCAGUCUGAGGUCCUUAACGUUAGUAAUGUAAAACCUAGCAAAAUAACAAAUCAGCAAUGGUAUCAGCAAAGUAAUAGAGAAAACGUUAUCUAUAAUAAUGUUACACCGUCUGCUCCAUAUAGUCAACCGUGGGCGCAAUCUCAACCUCAAUCUCAACCUCCGCCUCAACCUCAACCUCAAUAUCAACCUUUAUACACAGACUCCAUUACACAAGAACGAACUAACAAUACGUAUCAGCAAAACAAUUAUCCAACUUAUGUACCUAAACCAACUAACUGGGCGAGUAGUAAUGUUGAUAGCUUACCAAGUAUUAAUACACAGUCCAACCAGUACUCGUUUCUUUCCAAGGAUUCAUCAGAAAGUUAUCAAACAUCAACACAGCAAUACUCUUCUUCUUAUGUGCCGCCUCCGUGGGAACAGGAUUCAAGCUACGUAGCAGAUACUUCUAAUCAAAAUUAUUAUCAACCUCCCCCAUUAUCUAGUUCAUAUACUGUCAAUGCAAAUCCUGGUUGGAAACCGGCACCACCGAACAAAUUUUCUAAAAGUGCUCCCACAUCAUACAUACCACCAGCUCCUAACCAGUCAUUUGUGAAACGCGCAAACAUUGGUGCAGAACCUCCAAAAAUACCUGGAAGAAAGACAUAUUAUAGCGAAUAUGAAAGACGUUACAUAACUGUGCCUGAGUCUACCUAUAUUCCAAGUGAAACUAAGUUCCAACCACAGCCAGAUCCUUCGCCUCAGUAUUAUUACGAUAACAAUGAACCAAGGGAACCAGUUGAACACGAAUGGCGUAAAGAGCUAAGAGAAUUCACGGAAAAGACAAGUCAAUUUGAACACACAACCGAGUCUUCUGUAAAACCUCCUUGGGAAGAGGAUUCAAAAUAUGGAAAGACUCCGUCUACAUAUACGCCUACUCCGACUUGGAGCCAAACAUUGCGACCUCGUUCAUGGCGAGAAAGAAGUUUUGAAUCCGAAUAUGUUGGUUCUCAAGAGUAUCCAAGAACCAAUACUUUAGGAAGAGGUCGACCUUUAAGCUCUUAUGGAACAGGAGUGGAUGCUCCUAUCCCUGAAAGACCUAGAGGUGUGUCGGUAGACAGAUAUAAUCCAAAUAACUACAACUCACCGAUACCUUCGGAACACCCGCCUGUACAAACGCAUACAUUGGUGCCAACACCUCCUGCUAAGGGUUACCACAAUCCAAACGUGCCUGCCUACCACACUAAUACUCGUGCUUCAGCUGAACCUAGAGAGCAUUCGGCAAUUCCACAGCCACGUUUGUGGGGGGAGGCACGCGGUACUCCGAUUCAGUCGAGGUCCUUCAAAUACCUCCAGUGGAUAACUGGCACGGAAGAUUAAAUGAGUAGACGUAUAAUUAAUUUUAAGCCUUAUUGUUACUUAUUAAAGAUGGAAAUUUUAUGUGAGUGGCGACGAUAGCUUAUUUUUACGAGAAUACCUUCGUAACGAUCCCAAAAUUCUUGACCGAAUUCGAAGAGAUUAUUCGAAGACAAAAAUAACGCUAUUAUUAAAGCGGCUGCGGUAUUUGUAAUGGUUGUAAAAAAUUUGAAUUCGACGGAAACGAUAGUUCGAUUGUAUAGUAUGUAAAUUUAGUUUAAGUUAGUUAUUUGUUAGUUUUUAACUUUUUCUUACAUUUGUCUGCAAUUAAUUUUCUUUAUCUUCAUAAUGUACUGUUUUUUACGGACCUUAUUAUACGUACAAUGCGAAUUUUAGAAAUUUGUGCAAUGUUUUUUUUUUUCACUUACUAAUCGAAUUUAAUUUAUGAUUAUCGUUAGAGACUAUUAAAAUUAACGCAGUCUCUGUUGUGGUCAAUAAUGUUGCACAUGUGAUAUUACUAUGCAAUUGUUCGCUAAACUAGUCAUUUGAGACACAUAUUGUCGCUAGUCUUAAUUGUAUAGCAUCUAGAACUAUAAAUACAUGCAUUUCUGCUUCAAUUUUAUACACUAAUUUGAUACUUAUUUUGCUAUAAGACUAUCUUAAUACAUCAUCGUUAUUUAAUCGGUUUUAAUGUAUUUAUCAGUAAUAAAAAACAUUGCGAGUUUUUGCUAACAAAAAUCCGUAUUAUGUUUUGGUUUACUAUUAUAAUUUAUUUAAAUAACCUUAUAAUUUCAAUUUUCUAUUAGUUACCAAAUUUAUUUAUUCAUUACCAAAUAACAAACUACAAAUGUGUGAAACAAGUUCCUCUCUUAGGAUAGGUAUUUAUUCAUUUCUUUAAUCAUCAUGACUUUUCUACCAAAUUCAUUAUAUAGACGGACCAAUUUGUGAUGUGAUCACUGAUUCGAUUUGUCACUAUUUCACAAAGAUUCGAUUAUGUCAUCUGAACCCCUUGUCAUGAUGGUCGGUGGAAACUUUUGUGUUUAACAAUUUUAGUAUGAUAAUGAGAUUCUUUAUUGUUCCAACUAAGAUUGACUACAAAUAUAGUACUAAUAGUAAACAAAAUAAACAUCAUGAUGAUCAUGUUACUUAAUUAGUUUAAUCUAUUGACUGUAUUUAAACAUUUACAAUAUAAAGCACCUUUGGUAUAAUUUGUUAAAAUAACCAUAAUUUUUUAAGAGGCAUAACUUAUAUCACAUUUAAAAUAAUUAAUUAAACAAUUUUGAGAAUAAUCUUUUACCACACUGCAUCUACACUGACAAAAAACACUAUUUGUAUAUGAAAUGACACACACAAAAUAUGUCAUGUGCACGUUCUAACAUAUUAAAAGCUUUACAUCACUUUUGAGUAAACUCUUCAAAAAGCAUUUUAUAAUUUUAUUGCGAAGGUUAUAUAAAUUACUUUUCAGUUAUAAAAUUAUGUUCUUGCUGGUUUGACAAAGAAAAAUAUUUACUAAAGGCGCUUUCUAUUGUAUCAUCUGAAAUUCUGAGACCAGCAUGUUACUGGGUGCAAUGUUUUUAGAUCAGUUUUAAUGGUUCUUUUAUAUGCAUCAAUAGUCUUUUAUAUACAUCAAAUACACUUUAUGAUUUCAUUGUAAUUUAUUAUAUCAUUAUUAUUAUUUAUUAAAUUAUUAAUAUUAAAUGAAAUAUUGAUGAUAUUUGCUAGUUUACUAGGAUAUUAACAAUGUGUAUUAUAGUGGAUAAUGUAAGAACAUGGGUUUUAUUUAUUUACAUUGGUAUAUUUAGUUUGAUUGUCUCGACUAUUAUUUGUCUUAAUUUAAAAACUUAUGCAUGGUCCAUUAAAACUAUACGUUGUUUUUUUUAUAAACUUUGUCACUUGUGAAAUUAUUGUUGAGUUUUAUUUAAUAAAAAGCUAAAACAAUUAAA
Messenger RNA from Galleria mellonella (greater wax moth), 5951 nucleotides. Its product is annotated as FK506-binding protein 5-like. The transcript is spliced from 4 exons. The coding region runs from base 313 to 4032 and encodes 1239 amino acids. NCBI's taxonomy places the organism in Eukaryota, Metazoa, Arthropoda, Insecta, Lepidoptera, Pyralidae. The record is from RefSeq and is a predicted model, not a curated record.